GGCUUCACCUUUCGCCGGGAGUUUUGCCUUUCGCCGAGGAUUUCGUCUUUCGUUUAACUAUAGUACACAAAAUACUAGUACACAAAAUACAAAUACUCAUGAUGUUCCCAUAGAACCUUUAUUUGAAAUUGACAACACGUUGGAAUCCUUCAAUCGUAGGUUAGAACGUUAUAAGAAGCAUAAUUGGACUGUUGCAAUGAGAGAUGCUUGUGAUCAAAUGAAAUUAAGAAAUAUCAAGCCGGAUGUAAAUACGUAUAACAUACUGCUAUCGGCAUAUCAAAGUGACGGAGAUGUAUUAGAAUCAUUCAAAUUACUGGACGAUUUGUUAUUAGCAGGAAUAAAGCCAAACAUAGAUACAUACAAUGCUUUAUUGAAGACAGCUAUAAUGUCUCCGGGAAAUCAACCUGCUCAUCUACGGGAACUUAUUUUUGACAUGAUCGAAAGAGAUUGGCUUCAGCCAACCAUUGUAACUUAUGAUAACUAUCUUACAGCUUUGUUAGUUAAUGGAGAAAUUGAACGAGGUAUUGAUUUUAUAGACAUUUUGAAAAAUAAAGGAAUUCAGCCAACGGUCACAAUGUACGAAAACUUGAUGAAGAAGAUAUGUCAUUUUGAAUGGCCUGAAGAAGCACUUGCUUUACUAAAGAGGAUGGAAGCUGAAAAUUUACCGACAUAUUCAUCGAUGUAUUAUGAUGUUUUAAGAUGUUCUGCAGAUCAAUAUUACCUCGAUGGUCUAAUAUAUUGUUGGGAAAAAAUCAUCGAAGAACGUUAUCUAGAUCUUGACGAAGGUGCUUGUAUAGACGUCCUUCAUGUAGCUGCAAGGUUUGGAAAGCCUCAUCUUGCGGCACAGGUACUCGCAUAUUUGACGGAAAAUCGCAAAGUAUCUCUUGAUAAAUGGCAUUUGGAACCACUAUUGGAAGCUUUUAUUAAUGACAAUGACAUUAAACAAGCUAUGGACAUGCUAUCGGUAAUGACCGCAGCGGGAGUUAAGCCAAAUAGUAAGACCGCACUUCCGAUCGUAGCUGCCAUUUCUAAAAACGUUGAAUCCAUUGAUAAAGCAUAUUACAGCCUGGAAGAACUUGUUAAAGAUGGUAAAAAAGUUGAUGUGCUGGCUUUAAAUACCAUAAUUAACGCAUGUCGCUUUGUCAACGGAUUCGGGAAUAAAUUUGGAAAUCGAACCAAACCAGAUAUACAUCGUGCCGUAGAGACAUACAAAUCAGCAGAAAAACUGGGCGUUAAACCAGAUGUUCAUACGUUUAAUGCGCUAUUGGGUGUAUGUUUUUCAGCGCAACAUCGUGAACUAGGACAACAAUUCUGGACGGAGAUGCAACGUGCAGGCAUACAACCUGAUAGCGAGUCGUAUCGUCGUAUGAUAUACUUGUGCUGUAGUACAGAUUACGAUUACGAAGAUGCAUUU
Molecule: messenger RNA, 1414 nt
Organism: Dentiscutata erythropus
Lineage: Eukaryota; Fungi; Glomeromycota; Glomeromycetes; Diversisporales; Gigasporaceae
Source: the annotation of a GenBank genome assembly